Micropterus salmoides (largemouth bass) is the source of this 4705-nucleotide messenger RNA. RefSeq names its product ADAMTS like 5 (gene adamtsl5). Lineage: Eukaryota; Metazoa; Chordata; Actinopteri; Centrarchiformes; Centrarchidae. The record is from RefSeq and is a predicted model, not a curated record. Gene Ontology annotation, biological process: extracellular matrix organization. The coding region runs from base 704 to 2383 and encodes 559 amino acids. Gene Ontology annotation, cellular component: extracellular matrix. The transcript is spliced from 13 exons. Gene Ontology annotation, molecular function: protein binding; metalloendopeptidase activity.
GCUCACACGGCCACGCACUGUGGAGUAGUGGGGCAUUGCCGGUGGCUCUCUGUGCUCUUUACCGGGUUUUCUGCCGCACCGUUUGCACAUUGGACCCGCUUGGGCUGAGAGGAAAGUCAAGAAGAGAAGAGAAGAGAAGAAGCAACUACUGGAGCUACCUGCAGGAGUGUCUUAUCCGUGCAGGACUGGGCACAAGUGAAAACACCUGCCUGGAGGCGAUAGUGAGACUUGCAUACAUAAAAUGUACUUUUUUCUUUUGGAUUAAUGUAUGCCUACCCAUAUGAAUCAAAACUAGUGAUUUUUAGCGUAAAGAAGAAACAGAAAAGGGACCUUCGUGCCAGAGAAGACUUUUUGCACCUGAAUGUCCAGCAUUAAGAUUCUGAAACUUCACGUGUCCCGAAAGACAAAACUGAUGUGAUGUGUUUUGGGACCUGAGUAACACAGCUGUUUGGAAGUACGAGCCCUGCAGCUGAGAUUGAAAACACGUUUCUUUAACGUUUCCCUUAAAAAAGCAGAAGAAUAGAAAGGAGAACCCUGCAGGAGAGAGUAGGAUAUGGAUGGUGUUGGGUCUGAAAUCAGUGAGUCGGAGCAGCUUGCAGCUGUGAUGCACUGUGCAUCUGACCCGCGACGUUUCACACCAUGAUACGGGAGAAAAACUGCACCUGACAACGAAUGUAACAUACCUGAACCCAAAUCCACAAGGAUGUCCUCACUACUGACGAGGAAGCUGACUCUGUGCCAGGCCCUGACCUUUGUCCUGCUGCUGGUUGCUCCCGUCCGCCUGUCGUCAUCGCAGAGUUCCUGGAUUUCUGCGUGGGGUCCUUCCGGUGAGUCCUCAUCAGGGCGUCUGGUGCGUGCCCGACGGCAGCUGCACUUCAGGAACGAGUGGGCGACGUGGAGCGGCUGGUCUGUCUGCUCACGUAGCUGUGGGAGCGGAGCCUCAGUGAGGACACGAACCUGCAUCACCAGGAACGCAGUGGGUGGACCAUGUGCAGGAGAUCCCAGACAAUACAAAAUCUGCAACACCAAGGAGUGCCCCGCCAGCUCGGAGGAUUUCAGAGAGAUGCAGUGUGCUGCCUACAAUGACAGACCGUUAGUGGCUGGAAACUCCUUCAGAUGGACCACCUUUCAUGGAGGCUCUAACCCCUGUGAACUGAGCUGCCUGGCCUUGGGUCACAACUUCUACUACAACUUUGGCCGUGUGCUCGAUGGCACAGCCUGCGACACGGAGCCUGGAGCGGUGUGUGUCAACGGACGCUGCCUGAAGCCCGGCUGUGACUCCAUCUUGGGUUCAAAGCAGCAGGAGGAUGCCUGCAUGGUGUGUGGAGGACAAAACACCACCUGCCUGCACCACAAGAACGUGUACCAGAGCAACGGUCUGGAGGCAGGCGGACCUUUUGGAUACAGCGAAGUGGCCAUGAUCCCAGCUGGAGCAACUCACAUCCGAGUCACUGAUAACAGCAGGAAUUAUCUAGCGCUCCAGAACGGUCGCUCCCAGUUUCUGAUCAACGGUAACUGGAAGAUCAGCAUUCCAGGCGAGUACAAUGUAGCCGGGACGAAGCUGCUGUACCGGCGCUCUGCAGACACCUGGGAGAGCUUUGAGGUGCCAGGACCCACCCAGGAAGACCUCCAUCUAAUGGUGCUUGCGACAGACAGAAACCCGGGGAUCGAGUAUGAGUACUGGUUGCCACCGGACCAAUACGCCCUCCAUCAUGGGAGGAGGAGUCCACUGCGUCAAGCUCACCACACUGCCAACUACCUCCCCUGGGAUCAACCAGCCACUGCAACCACCUUUACCGCCACCACCACCCGGGCUCCUCCUGUCACCACUCGACCCCACUGGUUUUUAAGACCUGUGAAACCGCCGCGCCAAUCUUCCCACCACAACCGCCACAGGAGCCCUCACCAGCCCAUCCUGCCACGCCUGGAGCGGGAGGAGAACCACAGAAACCUCCUGCCUCAGCCCUCACCUGGAAGGAAUUGUGGGAAAUGUCGGCGGGUUAAGGGUCGAAGGGAGCGGCAGAGACAGUAUUGCCAGAAGGACUUUGUUUUCCGGGGCAAAGUCCUUGGGAAGCUGUACAGAGGUGAGGAGACGCGUUAUGACGUCCAGAUCAUCCACACCUACCGGAAUAGCUUCCGCCUAGAGCACCGGGAGUUCUUGUGGGUUCCUAAUGUGUGUGACUGCCCCCACCUAGAGGAGGGGAAACAGUAUAUACUGAUGGUGCGUCGUCACAUUAACUAUGAGCACACGUUAAACCGCAUCCUGAUGGAGGAGGAGAGCUACGUGGUGCCGUACAGACCCAGAGAGGACGAACUGCUGCGACCGCUCGAAAGACUCUGCAGCAACAGAGGACCCAAACAGCCAGGAGAACUGAGGGGAUGAGUGUAGAGACCACCCACUGCGUGAGUAUGUGGGCGUCAGAGAAUGAAGCUCAUACUGAAGCUUUAUUCACUUCCACUGUUUUAGUUCUGGACCUUCGCAACAUCGUCAGACUCCAUGUGAUCCAUGUGAUGGUCUGAUGGAUUCCAGAGUGGCGUCACUGGAGAAAAAUGACAGUUGGAUAGUCGACAGACAGUUUCAGCCUCAUUUGAAACUCUCCACCAAAACCAAAAUGACUACCAGCUUACUGUACCACAUAGAGCACUUUAGGUGGAUGCUUGUGCCCACCUUUAAACACAUACCAAAGAGAAGAACACUGACUGAAAUGGCCUUUUUGUUAUUGCUGUUUUUCCACAGCUAUCACCGUUUUUAUAUUAUUGUAUUUUUGUGUGAAUAAAAUGAGGAAAAUCCACCUCAAAACUUUAAACAGCUACUUAAAUCCCAUUGAACACCAUUCUGACUUUGUUUCCUGCUUGUUUCUGGUUAUUCAUUGCCCCAGAUAUUUACAGCAGCUCAGUAGAGUUGGUGUAGCAGCGAAUGUUUUAGUUAUCUAAAAUUUUGUGUUACAGAGUGAGACCAUCUUUCUGGAGCUGCCAUAACAUAACUGAUGGCCAUUACAUAAACCUAAAGACCUAAAGACUCCAGUGUCUCUAUGUUAAGGAACAUUGAGGAUAUCAUUGAAAAUGGGAAUUUUCAGCAACAUUUCAGAUACUCCUCCCACGUCUCUUUCUCCACUAUGCAAUGAAGAUUCUAACUUUAACAAUUUUAAAUGACAUUUUAACAUACAUAUCUCUGCUAUCACCCAUCAUUAUCUGUCCUGCAGUUAAAUACGACAAGUUCUAUACUUGUGGUUCUUGAAGGGCAUCUUAGAAAAGCAGAAUUUAAUAGUGAAAACAUUGAUUUACUCCUGAUUAUGCAAUCAGGAUUUAGAGGUGGAUUUUUCUUUUAGAUUUCACUCACGAUAUAGUAACAACAUAUUGCUUGACAAUGUAUUUAUGUAUAAAAAAUAAGCUUAAACCAUAACACAUUACUUGUGUGUCACUUGUUUAACGUCUUUCACAGUGUUUGUGUUGCUUUUUUGUGGUAUUAAUUUUUUUUUACAGUGUGUUAAAUCAGGUCUACUUUAAGUGAAAGAGAUUAUUAAAUAUACUGUAUUUUACUGUGUGGCACGGAUUAGCUACAAAUAUACUAAAGUUUAAUUUUACUAUAAAUGUUAAAAAACAACUUUAUUAGUCAGUUAACUUCUGUGCCUUGUGUUAUGCAUUUGAACAUUUUCUCUCAAACCUCAUCUGCAUGUGCCAAAAGAAUUUCUUUGCACAUUUGUCCAUAGAGUGUAAAAAGAUAAUGACCCACAUUUCUUAAUGUAAAGUGAUUGUAAGUGUAUGCUAUUUUACAAUUUAUCACACAGCACACAGUUUAACAAACCAGACAUGAAAACAGCAGCAUUUGUAAGAAAACAAUGUAUUUACAAAAUAUUUCACAUCUACAACAACGGACACACUACAUUGUGUGUGUGAGUGUGUGUAUAUAUAUAUAUAUAUGAACCAGAUUUCUGUUCAUUAACUGUAGGAAAAGUCCUCACAGACACUCGGCUCAGUAUUCCUUCUGUAAAGGGGAGCACUGUAGAAACCAGUUCCAGGUUUCCACAUAUAAACGUGAACAUCUGAGGAACAGGGGGGCUAUUUUAGAUUCACAACACAGUUAACCUUAGCGUUUUGCAGACAUGACUACUUCAUCUGAAGGCAUGAGACAGAAAGCUUCUAUCCUCUGGAAGUAAGCUUUAGUUUUGAGCACUCUUGGUUAAAAUAGAGUGACAUAAACAAAAUGUAAACAAGCAUCAAUCCUGUCUGGCCAUUAUUAAUGACUUUAGAAGUGAAUGAUGUGCUGUAAAGCAACAUAAAGCAAGCAUGCGACUUGUUCUUGAUUGUAGGUCAAAUGCGAAGUAUUUUUGCCACAAUUUAAGAAAACUCUUGUGCUGAACUUUGAAGAACAUCAUACAUUUCUGUUUAGCUGCCUCGCGCUGUCAGACCUUCUGUCACUAAGCAUUUAAAAUUAAUCUUGUGAAAAGAUGCAGAGAAAAUACUGAGGAAGAGGAUCUGUUCUUCCCGGCAUCCUGGACACUUUAGGUUAGAGUAGUUACACAUGAACAAAUCUUUCUUUGGCUUUGGCUGGAAAUAAGAACCAAUCUUUAAGCUGCCUAAUUGACAGGUAUACGAGAUGAACUUCAUAAUUUAAUAUAAAAGGAUGCAAUUAAAUUUGUUCUGUAUGUACAUUUUCUGGUUUGUAACUGUUAGCACUAAAUGAAAUAAAGUUCAUGCAAUUAUU